Callithrix jacchus (white-tufted-ear marmoset) is the source of this 912-nucleotide messenger RNA. It is a transcript of the gene FMR1NB, whose product is annotated as FMR1 neighbor. Lineage: Eukaryota; Metazoa; Chordata; Mammalia; Primates; Cebidae. The record is from RefSeq and is a predicted model, not a curated record.
ACCGGAACUUCGGGGUCAUGGACUGACCCGGAAGCUUAUGGGUCACAGACCGUUGGACAGUGAGGCGGUGUCUCUCAGCAAGGCAGUACCCGGAGCCAUGCCUUCAGAUCGGAGGCAAGUGAGGGGGAGGAAUAGGUCAAGGACCCAUGCGGCUCGAAUAAAGAUAACUCCUGAGGUGGUGGAAAGCGGGUCGUAUCCCGAGAGCAGCUAUCCCGAGCAUGAGGCUGCAACGGGUAAUGAGCCUAGGCCAGGAUGGCGGGCGUCUCUACAUGGCUUCUGGGCUGAGACUCGCCGCUUUCUGAGGAACAUAUGGCUCCACAGACGCUUCUGGCUGUUCACGCUGUCCAUCUGGAUCCUGCCGUUAGUGUGCUACUACUUGUACUCCGAAUUUCCAAGUGUGCCUCUAAAUGGACAUAGCCUGGAAAACAAUGAAGAUACUAAUGGCCAAUCUCUGGGAAAAGAUUUUGCGUUGGAAGCUCUGCUGAAUUUUUUCUUUCCGACAAAGCCUAAACAGAUGAUGCGAAUGUCUUGGGUUGGUGCAAUCUGCCUCAUGAUCCUGGGAUAUCUGCUCUUUUACUGCUGCUCUCUUUGCUGGAGGAGGAAAUGGGCCAAUUUACAAAGCAGGGUCAAAAGAGGUGAAAAGAGUUUGAAGAAACCAAGAAAUGUGCGAAGGAGGAAGACUGAAAUGUUACAGAAAGCAGCAGGAAGAGAUGAGAAAGAUGGCGAAGAGUAGCAAGAGACCAAAGCGUAUUAUUUUCCCCUCAAGACAACAUAAGCUAUCCAGAGCAGAGGGGACUGUCUCAGCCAUCCAGACCUGAUGGAGCAUUUUUGGAAAGUUAAAAAUCGAUUCUUACUUUUGUCAUAUUUACUUUUAAACAUGAAAUAAAGCUGACUUCUGUUUUGUGCAUCAAA